CCUCCGCCCGUCGGAGCCCCGCCUCGGCUGCAGCCGCGGUGCGGGAGCCCCGUGGCAAAGAGUAUUUCAGCUCUUGAGGGAGACAGGCCUAUAAAUCGCGGUGUGGCUUCAUCAGAAUUCAGUAAGUUAAGUCAGAGUUUGCGGGGUAUGCUCCAGUAUAAAUCACCACGUGGCUCCUGCUUGCCUUCCUUACCAGUUAGAAUUUGACUAUGGGAGUGCAGUUCCUGCGGAAGACAUCCGUGUGGUUCAAGAAACACAAGAUCACCUUGUUGGCUACUUCUUGCGUGGGACUGUUUGGCGCUAACCUUUCCUAUCAUGUAUUUCCUAAGCAGACGUUCAAACUGUUGCAUGAGUGCUGGUCAGAUGGGCAGCCAGCUGAGCUUUCUCAGAGGCUCUGUGCUGUUUUUCAGGAUGUCCUUCAAGAUACUGCAGUGAAGUCCACCAACUGCCAAGCCUUUGCAGCUUCUGGCUUCCACCCAGUCAGUGCUGGAAUCCCCUGGCUGCCUUCAGGUUCUUUGGUGGGCAUCCCUCCUAAUUUUGAUAGCACAAUUGAGGAUAAAAGAGGAAUAGUCAAUCAUGUUGUUGUGAUUGGUGGCAAGGAAGUAGACUGGGAAAGCAAUGAAGGUGUUGCUUUGAAGGAAGCUCUGACAUUUUCACUUGAAGCACAGAAGUUUGCACUUGCCAGAGAAGUUGUGUAUUUGCAGAAUGGCAGCCCGUUAGCGAGUGCAGCUGUGGCUCCAAUGUGCUUAGCUGGUACGUGUCUCUGUGGGACAGGUAUAAAGAUAGCUCUGGGUCUGUAUUCUGGCCCCAGGGUACUUUGCAGCAUCUGUAACCUCAUAAUUGCUGCCGCUGGACUAAUCCUCUAUUACAUUUCUUAUGAUGCUAUGACCUAUCACCUGGACUGCAAGGCUGACAGAAAUGCAGCUACUGUAUCCAAAGACUAUGCCAAAGGUGGAGUGGAAUUUUAUGACAAAAUCCUGUCCCGCAACAGGAUUCUUCGUGCUCUGAUGGGCAAAGAAGGGACAAAAAUAUAUGCCCCAAGUGGUAACCUUUUCCCAAGGCACUGGUUCAGAAUAAAGUAUACCCCAUACACUUACCGAAGAGAUUUAAUUGUUAAUAUUUUAAAAGAGCUCCAGGCAUAGGAAGGGAGUGCUUGAAUUUUAUACUUGUAAAUUAUGUAUUCUCUUUGGAACACUGCUGUGCUGGUUUUUUGUUUUUUUUUUUUCUUCUCUAUGUCUUCAUUAGAAUUUUGGGGUUUAUUUUUGCAUAUAGUUUGGAAGGAGUUAUUGCACAUUCCGUGAAUAAAGAAUUCUGUCUUAAAAUAUUAAAGAGUUGCUUCAAAAGUGCUCCGCUCUGUGUGCAUCUUAAAUCACAAGACCACUGAGGAAGGGAGCUGCUCAGUUGCUAAUCUGGAACUUGUGCUGUUCUGCUCCCCCUUACUGCCAGUUUCAGGCUGGAAAAUGGCAAGGGUAAAGUCAAACAGAGUUUUGGGAUCAUUGUCAUUUAAACAUGGGUAGUGUUGUGCAUUUUUGCCAUUUGUCUUAUGCUAUAUCACUAACAUGUUGAAAUGACUGGGAGUCUGUGUUGUGCAGUUAGAUAAACACUGAGACACAGCACUUAUGCCCUGUGUAUGUUCUUAGGCUGUGUAAAUUCUUACACUACAAUCACUAUUCUUCAGUAGGGCAGGCGAAUUGUGCUGCCAUUUACACAAAUACAGCUAGAUUAUUACUGCACCUGUAGCUUAAAUCUGGUUUCAUCAGGAUGUCACUGUGACUACAGAGAGGAUGAGUGUCCCAACAGCAGGAGUAUGAAACCAACAUCUGCUGUAAGUUGGGUGUUUUCUCACAAGUGGGGAUCAUGCUGUUCAGAAGAGGAAUUUCAGUUUGCUUUGGUAUGGCUUUUGUUUCAUUUUAAAAUACAUCUUGUUUUUUGUCAACUUUUAUGUCAAGGAAUAAAGACAAGGUCAAAGAAAUAAGUCUCUAUCCAUCACAAUAAUAAGUCUUGCCAAUGUUUACUCAAAGUAUCACCAAGUGCUGUUUUGCUUUGAAUCGGGUAUUGACAUAAAGUUGAUAUACUGACAGCUGGGGCACUGGUGUUGCUUUACAUUGCUUAAGUUGUAUCUCUAAGUUGUUUGGGUUUCUGCUGUGU
Centrocercus urophasianus (Greater sage-grouse) is the source of this 2148-nucleotide messenger RNA. It is a transcript of the gene TMEM177, whose product is annotated as transmembrane protein 177. Bases 210 to 1142 code for a protein of 310 amino acids. The record is from RefSeq and is a predicted model, not a curated record. NCBI's taxonomy places the organism in Eukaryota, Metazoa, Chordata, Aves, Galliformes, Phasianidae. The transcript is spliced from 3 exons.